Molecule: messenger RNA, 3047 nt
Organism: Toxorhynchites rutilus septentrionalis
Lineage: Eukaryota; Metazoa; Arthropoda; Insecta; Diptera; Culicidae
Exons: 1
Coding region: 6-1778 (590 amino acids)
Source: RefSeq, a predicted model, not a curated record
GAGCAAUGAACAAGUGCGUUUGUGUUGUUUUCAGCCCCAACUCAAUCGAUGGCAACUCAUGCAGAAAAUGCAACUUCGGUCGUGUUCCUGUCCAAGUUCAAAAGGCACAGAAGAAACAAAAUUCCUCGAAAUACAAAGACGCUUCUACUUCACCAAAGUCUAACAGCCCACUUCGUACCCUGGAACCCAAAAGCCCUCGAAGCCCCCGAAGCCCACGGGCGGAAGCAUCCACUGAUACGAAAUUUGAUUUUCCAUGCUCUCCGAAAACAGAAAGCCACUAUAAGCGGCUGUCAACUUUGAGCAUCAACGCCGGUAACAAAAGCGUGGCAACCAGUCCUAUGCCAAUCUCGAAACUGAGCCCAAACAAGUUGACCCCGGUGAAGAGCGAUCGGGUGUUGGAAAAGUCUAACUCUCUGGGAGAAAGUAAACCGCAAAAGCUACUCCGCACAACGCGUAGCCUAUCACCUAGGCCCCCGGUGAAACAUCAGCACUCUAUUAUGGUGUCGGAUGAAAACGAUAUCGUUUCUGUGAAGCUGUCCCCUAAUGAAGAGUACGAUGAAAUCAGAGAAAAAGAAAAGAAACAGGAUGAGGUCGAUCGUGCAUCUCCGCUGGACACGGGAAAUGAUAAAACUGCAUCGCCCAAUUUGUCCGAUUGUGGAAGCUUGCAGCUCGACGAUGGUAAAUUGAAAAGUGCUAACAAUCGGAGCACUAGUUGUCUGAUAUACGUUCCAUCUGAUCCGUGGACUAGAAUGUCUGCCAGUAACUCCCCUAGCCCAACCACAAAGAAGGAACACAAAUCGAAGAAACUAGAGAACAAAUCAUUCAGCAGGCCAGAUUUGGAGCAGCUUGAAGAUACCAAUCCUUGGGUGUGGCGUUCCAACAUUACUUUGAACGGACACAAUUUGCGGAAAAAAGGUUCACUUCCACAUCAGACCAAAUCACUGGGCAACGCACUCGGAAGUCGGGAUGAAUUGUUGGAAUCAAGACAAACGCGUCUAUGUCAACAACGUUCGCUGACCCGGUUCGACAAAACUCUUACUAUCCCAGGAAUUGAUAUGAAUUUCGAUGCUCGCAAGAAAAUCACUAGACCGAAACUGCAGCGCUCUAAAUCGCCUGCGUUCUAUGAAGAAUUCUUCCAAGCGGAAACGGAAAAGACUCUCAACAAAAGCAAAUCGGUAUCAUCGUCGAAAAUAGCAAAAAAUGCCAGCAACUCGAACAUUAACAUUAACGGAUUCAAGUGUUCCUGCUGUGAGAGUAACUCUCUCAGUCGCUUCAGCAACGGUAACAAUGCACAACACAAAUGUGAACAUUCGAUCAUUCACAAAUCUACGACGAGUAUCACGUCUCCUACAGCCAAGAAGCAACCUUCGCCGAAGUUGAGCAUCCCCCAGUCCCCGAAGCCAAAACAGCAGUCAUCUCCGCAGCAGCAACAGACAAACCAGCCUGAACUAGUUAAAACAUCCCUAAUCGUACUGAAUCCCAACCUGCUGCAGCCACGGCACAGUUUUUCCACACCACCCUCCUCACAGAAAGAAGAAGAGCUGCAGCUAAACAUACGGCGACUAAGCGAACAGAUGAACAAGUACAACAGUUCCAGCUAUUUCAGCCAGACGACGUCGCCCAGUUUUAUGAACGAUACCAUUCCGCUGGAGAAAAAGAAAGCGGCCAGCGGCGGGUUGGUCACUGUUUCGAAUACCGCAGGAACGGCAACCGAUUCACAGAAACGUGCCUCGUCGCAUUCUCAAAUCAACGAACCCAUACUGGAGACAAGAUGCUAAGUGGCGCAUAUCUACACAAUGGUGAGAAAUGUUUGAGUUCAAUGCUUGAGUUGUUGAUUUCUGUGAUUUGAGUGUCGAAUGGCUAGAGAUUAGAGAAAGAUGUUCUAAACUUCUAGCAAGCAUAGCUAGUCAAAAUUAUGAAUAAUACUGUCUAUAUAAAGUGAUGUUCCAUUUUGCCGUGCGUGAAAACACAACUAGAGUACACACAUUCAUAGGUGUACGGAAUUUUUGUGUGGUGUUUAGGGUAGAUAGCAAAACAAACAAUCAUUAGAACGGGAAAGUUGAUUUCGUAUGAAUUAUAGAUUCGCUGCAUCUUGAGUUGCGAACUGCAGCAGGACACUUUGACCGGAGAGAAAUUCUAAAUUUAGAUAAGAGCUAACGAUAACCGAUUCAGCGGUGCACGGAAUAGUAGUGGAACAACCAACAGCGUUCGAUUUACUUUGCCAACCAAUUGUAAAAAUAUUAGUUUAAAGGACAGGUAAUUCGACGGCUACAUAAUCAAUAGGGCAGUCGUCAUAACGUAAGGACAAUGCCAUACAGUAAUAAUGGGAGUAUUCACAUUUAAACAAUUAAUAACAGAACAGAAACAUUUCUCUUUCAACCAGUUGUGAAAAUUGUAACAAAAUAGUUUAUGACUCAUUUUGUAUUUCCCGGGUUCUUCAAAUUACGAACAUAUAAUAACACGGAAAAACCACCCUAAGAAACAACCAACCAAAAUGACACCCCAUACAGAUAACAUUUUUGAAGUGUUCUAGUUAAAUAUCCACAUCAAAAUAAACACACAAGACACACGUAAACUGCCAAUGAUUAAAUGAAAUGGAAUUAUUUUAUUCGAUCUAAUUGUAAAGACUUCACAUACAAGUGUUUCCAUUGUAACGAAUGGUACGAUCGAGAGAGAGAGAGAGAGAGAGAGAGAGAGAGAGAGAGAGAGAGAGAGAGAUUGUAGAAUGGAUCGAAGCCCGCUGCAUCAGUGGGUGAAACAUUUACACUCGAAUAGGUUAAGCAAGAUGCAAGGAACAAAAGCAUUGGUAAGGGAAAAGGACUGUCGAAGAAUGGAUGCCAUGAGGCCAACCUUUGUACAUGAUUCAUCAUUCUGGCUUAUAGUCAACCAAUUCAAAAAGCUAGGUUUAGGCAUACGAUAAAAAAAGUCUUAGUUAAUGAAAAGAAAUUUGAUUGGAUUUUAAUCGACAAAAGCAUACAGCAAGAUAAAUGAAUAUUAAUACUACUUAAUGUAUAAUGAAUACAACUUUAAGUUCGAUUGAUUUUUUU